UCCACCGCGGCGCUGCAAACGGGCGGCGACGGUCGAUGACUCCACGAGGUCAGCUGCCGCCAGGUAUAAAUCCUUAGCCGCACCGACCCGAUCCAUCCUCAACUUCAGCCAGGACUCGCCAGAUUUCUCCUCGCCCGGAAUCUGCUUCACCACUCCCCCCAACUCCCCCAACUCCAAUCAUGGCGUCUUUCGUGCGUCAGCAACGGGGCCCCGACGAUGCCGACCAGGCGCCGGCCGCUCCCAGGCAGACGCCGCUGGAGGUCCUGCUGCCCUCGCACACCGUGCCCUCGUUCCCCCAGCGCGUUAUCGGCCGGAAAUCACCUAUCCCGGGCGUCGAGGAGUUUCGGGGGAUCCCGUAUGGCAUCGUGCCUGCUCGCUGGCAACACGCCCUGCUCCGGGAUCGAUUGCCCGACGACGUCUUCCACGCAACUCGAAACGGUCCCCGCUGCCCGCAACCACAGGAGCCCAACAACAGCGACGACUUUCAGUCCUACCUCGAGUUCCCCCGCGACGUCUCCGAAUCCGAAUUCGACUGUCUCAACCUCUUCAUCACACGGCCCAGCGCGACGACCCUCGCCGCCGCCGGUUUUGAUGCCCGCACCGUCAAUCUCCCCGUCUAUGUCUAUAUCCAUGGCGGCGCCUACAGCUUCGGCGCGGGCACUGAUCCCAUGUGGGAUCCCGCCCGCCUGGUCCUGAAGUCCGUCGCCUUGAAGACCCCCAUGAUCGUCGCGACCGUCAACUACCGACUGAACAUGUUCGGCUUCGCGGCAUCGUCGGAGAUUAUCCAGGCCCAGCCGGAGGGCCAGAAACGGGGGUGCAACUUCGGCCUGACGGAUCAGCGGAUCGCCCUUCGCUGGGUGCACCAGAACAUCCGCGCAUUUGGCGGCGAUCCGCGCAGAAUUACCGUCGGCGGCCAGUCCGCGGGGGGAAGUUCCUCGCAUGCCCACGUCCUCGAGGCCAUCUUGGGCAAGCGCGAGCCCCUGGUGCAGCGCGGGAUUGUCCAGUCCGGGGCCGUCGGAGUACUUGGCCCCAUCUCGAUGGAGCUUGCUGAUGCGCGAUGGGCGGCCUUUUGUCGGCACCUGGGAGCCCCCGAGGGCGAUGCCGCCGCCCACAUGGCAUUCAUGGCGGCCGUUGCGCCAGCAGACAUCCUCCGAGCACACCACGAACUCGGCCGCUUCGCCUGCCCUCUGGCCGUGGACGAUUUAACGAUCUCACUAAGGCCGAACAGCCGCUGGAAUGUCCACUUGGAUGGCCAAGAAGGACCGGCGCCGGAAGAGGUGCCUGCCAAUGAUGACACUGUGAUUGCCGUUCUGAUCGGAGAUACGGAUGUGGAGGGCAUGUUACACUCGGCCGCGGUAGGAGAGAUCAAGACCUUCGAUCAGCUUCACGAACGCUUGGAGGUCGAAGUGCAAUCGACGGAGUUUCUCCGGAGCUUUUACGAGACGUAUGGUCUUCAAUCGAAUAUGUCGAAGACAGAUCUUCACGAACGGGCCCUUCAAUUCCUCACAGAUAUACAGUUUGGUUACCACGUUCAACGCUCCAGGGAGGAACUGAUCGGCUGGGAGGGGUCAAGUGAACGAAAUGCCCGCCCGACUGUCGUGCAGUCAUUCCGCAUGAGGGUCGGAAAUCCAUUCCCCGGGCCAGCCUAUGGAAAGGCCCAUCACUGCGUGGAUUUGAUAUAUAUUUAUGACUGUUUCGCCGAGGCAUUGCGCCAGGCAGAUACAACCCUCCCAGCCGACUCAGUCUCCAACGCCGCGCUGGUGGACCGGGUCCAAGCAGACUGGAUCCGAUUCAUCACAGCGCCGUCCGUCAGCAGCCAGGCCGGCUUCGUGACGGUGUACGGUCAGGACCGAACAGCGGCGUCAGUUGACAUGGCAUCGGAUCAGGAGUGGGUGGAGCGGAAAGGCCGAUUAAACUUCCUGGAAAGAAACCAACUAUUCUCUGCGCAAGCCAUCAAAGCACUGGCGGGUGGUGGCCAUGUUUUCUAGAGACACUUUAAAUAGAAGCCGUCUACAUAUGGCCGCCUGUAGCUAAGAUAUCGUCCGUGGGUGUUCGGAU
Messenger RNA from Aspergillus heteromorphus CBS 117.55, 2058 nucleotides. RefSeq names its product alpha/beta-hydrolase. The transcript is spliced from 4 exons. Lineage: Eukaryota; Fungi; Ascomycota; Eurotiomycetes; Eurotiales; Aspergillaceae. Bases 180 to 1988 code for a protein of 602 amino acids. The record is from RefSeq and is a predicted model, not a curated record.